Molecule: messenger RNA, 1911 nt
Organism: Trichomonas vaginalis G3
Lineage: Eukaryota; Parabasalia; Trichomonadida; Trichomonadidae
Product: ankyrin repeat and SOCS box-containing protein 4 family
Exons: 1
Coding region: 1-1911 (636 amino acids)
Molecular function (GO): protein binding
Source: RefSeq, a predicted model, not a curated record
AUGUCCGAUCAAGACACUCACCCAAAUAGGUACAGUGAAUUGCGAAGUAUGUGUAAAUACUACAUCGAUUUGUAUAAUGCGUUGUAUCAGCUGAAAACUGAAAAUGAAGAAGAAAUACACAAGAUUUUCAAAAUGAUCAAAACAGAAUUGAUUGAUUCAAAGAAAUUACUUCCUCAUACUAUUAUACGUGACAUUUUAUGUAUCAUUCCGUAUAAUAAUCGCUAUACAAAGGCUUAUUUAUCUCUCGCCAAACUCAUAUAUGAUAAUUAUCAAAUAAACGAAGAAAUCGAUGUUCCAUUAACUGUUAGAUACAUAUUUUAUAAAGAAUAUGGAAUUAAAUUAAAGAAAUCGGAUAAUUUUAAAACAAUUAAAAUAGAAGAUCUCGAUAUUCAUACAGAAAAUACAAUAUACAGAGCAAUUAUGUAUAAUGACUUAGAAAGAUUCAUCGCUAUCACUGAAAUAGAAGGAUUUAAUGAAAAUCUAAAACUUCAAAGCAAAAUAUACGCAUUAUGUGAGGGAGGAUAUUCAUUACUUGAAUUAUGCUGUUACCAUGGAGCAGUUGAUUGUUUCAAGUUAUUAAGAACGAAAUAUGAACCAGAAAUAACUCAAACAUGUCUAUAUUUAUCAUUUUUAGGAGGAAAUGCAGAUAUCAUGAGUGAAUGUUUGAAACAUCAAAAACCAAAUCAAGAAUGCAUGAAAUAUGCAAUUAUUUCUCACAACAUUGAUUUUGUUACAUUCUUGAUAAGUGAAUUUAAUAUUAAGAUCAAUUUAAAAUAUUGUGCAAUAUUUAAUAAUCUUGAAGCAUUAUUAGUUUAUUUUGAUCAAACAAAUGAUGUUAACACAUGCUUUCUUUAUUCAGCAAGGUUCAAUAUUCUAUCCUUACUCAAAUACUUCCUUUCACAUGGUGCAAAUAUCAAUGAAAAAAAUGAAAACGGAGAAACUGCUCUUCAUAUUGCAGCAUUGAAUAAUAGCAAAGAAACAGCCGAACUUCUUAUUUCACAUGGUGCAAAUAUCAAUGAAAAAGAUAAUAGUAAAAGAACCCCUCUCUUUGAUGCAGCAGAAAAUAAUAGCAAAGAAACAGCCGAACUUCUUAUUUCACAUGGUGCAAAUAUCAAUGAAAAAGAUAAAUAUGGACAAACAGCUCUUCAUUAUGCAGCACGUUUUAAUAGUAAAGAAACAGCCGAACUUCUUAUCUCACAUGGUGCAGUUAUCAAUGAAAAAGAUAAAGAUGGAGAAACCACCCUUCGUUAUGCAGCACGUUUUAAUAGUAAAGAAAUAGCCGAACUUCUUAUUUCACAUGGUGCAAAUAUCAAUGAAAAAGAUAUUAUUGGAAAUACUGUUCUUCAUAUUGCAGCAAAGAUUAAAAAUAGUAAAGAAAUAGCCGAACUUCUUAUUUUACAUGGUGCAAAUAUCAAUGAAAAAGAUAACGAUGGAAAAACCGCUCUUCAUAUUGCAGCAAGAUUUAAUAGAAAAGAAACAGCAGAACUCCUUAUUUCACAUGGUGCAAAUAUAAAUGAAAAAGAUAAUAAUGGAGAAACAGCUCUUCAUUAUGCAGCAGUAUCUAAUAGUAAAGAAACUGCUGAAUUUUUUAUUUCACAUGGUGCAAAUAUCAAUGAAAAAGAUAAUAAUGGAAAUACUGCUCUUCAUAUUGCAACAAAAAAUAAUAGAAAAGAAACAGCCCAACUUCUUAUUUCACUUGGUGCAAAUAUCAAUGAAAAAGAUAUAUAUGGAGAAACAGCUCUUCAUAAAGCAGCAUUGAAUAAUAGAAAAGAAACAACUGAACUUCUUAUUUCACAUGGAGCAAAUAUCAAUGAAAAAGAUAAAUAUGGAAAAACCGCUCUUCGCCUUGCAGCAUGGAAUUAUAGUAAAACAACAGCCAACCUUCUUAUCUCACAUGGUGCAAAGUAUUAG